GUCUCUAUCCAUUUCUUCCAUGACAAAGAAAACGAAAUUUGGCAAUUUGCAGUGAGAUCUAAGGCUCUAGGGGGUCUAAGCUUGAUAAGCAAUUGAGGGGAGCAAAUAGUAAAUGAAAAUAGUUUUCUUUCUCCCAGAAGUGUAAUCACUAGUCGGAGAGAGACAGAAUCAGAGAAUCCCAGAGAGAGAGAGACCCAUAUCGUUCAAGAUUUGAGGGUUCGAAAAUCACACUCGAAACUACUCAAAACAUCUCACUCUGGGAUGUUUUAUCAUCGCUAGCCAGAGGGAGAAAAAAAAAAAGGGGGCCUUUUUUUUUUUUGUUUCUUGAAAAGGGUAAUCAAAUGGGCGAAGGGAACAUCGUACAUUCUUGUUCAAGCCGAGAGCCUGCGAAUGCGAGCGAUUCAACCGCCGACACCAAUAGCAGCAACGUCAGCCGCGGCUCGCAGGUUAUAUUGAACGUCUAUGACCUUACUCCCAUCAAUCACUAUACCAUUUGGUUUGGGUUUGGCAUCUUCCAUUCUGGGAUUGAAGUCCAUGGAAUGGAAUAUGGUUUUGGAGCGCAUGACUUUCCUAUAAGCGGGGUGUUUGAAGUGGAGCCUAAGAGCUGCCCAGGUUUUAUCUACAGAUGUUCAAUCCCGCUGGGUCAGAUUAACCUAGCUCCAUAUGAAUUCCGAACUUUUAUAGAAAAUGUGGCUUCUGAAUACCAUGGGGACACCUACCACCUCAUCUCCAAGAACUGCAACCAUUUCACAGAUGAUAUGGCUAGGAGACUGACUAGGAAGUCGAUUCCCGGGUGGGUGAAUCGACUUGCCAGACUUGGUGCUUUCUGCAGCUGUCUUCUUCCCGAAAGCCUUCAAGUAACGAGUGUUAAACAGCUUCCUGAAUACCAUAUUUGUGCAGGUGGUUUCUUAUAUUUGUCUUCAAAAGAAGAUGGGAGUGGGUCGAUGUCUACUGUAACACCCCAGGAGCCCACUGAAAGCGAGGAUGGCGAUCAAGAUAAGCACCUGCUAUCACCUCCCCGUGGCAGCGGGGAAGUGUGCUUUAUAAGGGAGAUAUCGAAGUGACAUUAAGCUCGUUAGACCGCAAUCUUUAUUCAAAAUUCGUUCGUGCUUGCUUGGCUUGAAUCUGUCUGUAUGCGUUGAAUCCUUCAACAACUUUCUUCGAUCUGCAAGUGGCAAAAUUGUGAUCAAUGGCAGUAGAGGCAUUAUUUGGUGUAGACAGUAGAGAGCACAUUGUAUCAUGAGCCUUUUGGCCCCCCCAAGCAUGGUUUCAUAUUCUUUUGAGGUGUAUUUUCAGUGGGGCUUUUCAAGUGAUUGCUUAAUCAUUGUAACUUCCAUUGCUUUCAAAGCAAACAUAAAGUCAAUUAUGCUUGUAAUUCAGUGUUCUGAACAGCCAAUUCAGUUGUGCAGGAUUUUUACAUUUUUGCUUCCAUUGAUGCAUGCAUUUUUCUUUGAAA
Ipomoea triloba (trilobed morning glory) is the source of this 1456-nucleotide messenger RNA. RefSeq names its product deSI-like protein At4g17486. Bases 342 to 1064 code for a protein of 240 amino acids. Gene Ontology annotation, molecular function: deubiquitinase activity. Gene Ontology annotation, biological process: protein deubiquitination. The record is from RefSeq and is a predicted model, not a curated record. Lineage: Eukaryota; Viridiplantae; Streptophyta; Magnoliopsida; Solanales; Convolvulaceae. The transcript has 4 exons.